Molecule: messenger RNA, 1122 nt
Organism: Caenorhabditis remanei
Lineage: Eukaryota; Metazoa; Nematoda; Chromadorea; Rhabditida; Rhabditidae
Exons: 4
Coding region: 1-1122 (373 amino acids)
Source: RefSeq, a predicted model, not a curated record
AUGAUCCCUAAAAGUCUUCUCGCCGUGCUUCUCGUCACACUCGUCUCGUGCAACAACACGACAAUCGACUGCUCCGUCGAAGAACACUCGUGCUUCGGAACGCCAGCCAACUGUCAACCGGACACCGAUUGCAAUGUGCUGUUUCACUUCGAUCCACAAGGAAAUUUGGACGUCAAAAUGAGGGAUGUCGUCGAUUACAAUAGAUACAUCGCAGUGGCUGUCAGUGUUCGAGCGGAUCUCGCGACGGAGUACGUCAUCUGCAUUCCACAUCAACAGAGACGGAUGAGAGGUGUCGCGAAGCAAGGAGAGCCGAUUCAGAUUGUUGAGCAGCAUAUGGCCCGCUAUGUCCGAGACAUGUCCGACGACGAAUUCGUGUGCACAUUCCUCAAGAGUGAGCUCCCAAACGACUUCUCCAAUCAAGACGUCUUCUACUUCGCCGAUGGAAUCUACUCUGAGAAUAUGAUUGUCCCAAGUGUAGAACAACUUCAUCUACUCACCCCCACAUACUUCUACUCCUAUCCAGUCGCCGCUAGAUCUUUUGAACGAUCGGAUUCUGUGUUAUCAGUAGAUGAAAGCAAACGGACGUCGGAUUUGUUGGGAAGAAUGAGAAGAAUAUCUGGAGGUGACGAUGAUGAGGAGUUGGGAGCACUUCUUGGAAAGAAGCAUCGGAAGUCGGAGGAAUCGGAAGAUGAAGGAGAGGAAGAGAACUUGGAUGAUAUGUUGGAUUCUGGAAAGAAGUACAGUACUCGACGUCGGCAGGAGCAGAAGCGUCGCCGUGAAGAAGAGGAGGCGGAGAAUGAUGAGGAGCGACCACGUCGGAAACACAAAUCGAGAACCCGUGGAUCUCGUAAUGAGGAAGAUGAAGAGGCGGAGCAAGAAGAGAAUCCAAAAAAGAAGAGCAGACGCCCAACAUCUCGUCGUGAACAUUCCGAUGAAGAAGACGAGGACGUCUUCGAUGAUGAUAAGGAUGUCAAACCGAAGAAAAAGAACAACAAGAAGGAAAAAGGACCGGAUGAGGAGGAAUAUCACGACGAUGACUUCGAAGAUAGCUCCAACGGAUUCCACCUCUUCAAUCUCCUCGCUCUCAUCGCUGCUCUUGUCUUUUUCAUAAUUGAUAAUUAG